Kluyveromyces lactis is the source of this 858-nucleotide messenger RNA. RefSeq names its product C2H2-type zinc finger protein. The transcript has a single exon. Gene Ontology annotation, molecular function: DNA-binding transcription factor activity, RNA polymerase II-specific; RNA polymerase II cis-regulatory region sequence-specific DNA binding. Gene Ontology annotation, biological process: regulation of transcription by RNA polymerase II. Bases 1 to 858 code for a protein of 285 amino acids. Lineage: Eukaryota; Fungi; Ascomycota; Saccharomycetes; Saccharomycetales; Saccharomycetaceae. The record is from RefSeq and is a predicted model, not a curated record. Gene Ontology annotation, cellular component: nucleus.
AUGACUAACACAAGGCAAUCUAAUUUGGUUUUACCACCAAUAUCAACGCUGUUACCACCGCAAUACUUCAACAGCCAAACAAUCCAUCCAUAUAUGCUCACUGCAACCACAUAUCCCAAUGCAUCGGUGCCUUACUCCAAAUUCAACCAAUUAAGCUCUCCGGAACGUUACUCUGGCUCAUCACAAAGAUAUACCACUACGGGUCUUUCCAUUGAAAGUAAUGUCGACAGCAGCAGUAGUAGUAGCAGCAGCAGCAGCAGCAGCAGUGUUGUUUACGCUUUGAGCAGCUCUUCCUCGUUAGAUGGCUUGUCAUUCGGUUCUCAAAGCAAACCUCGGAGGGGAAGUAAUGUCGUUUCAGGAAUGGGACUUGAGAUGAAUGGAAUUUCAGCUGGCCAUGUUCAUUCCCUGGGCACUAAUUCGAUGCAUGUUGCUCCUCAAAUCUAUCAUCAACCCACAGGUACAAGUUCUAUGCUUAGCCAAAGUGGAAUUACAGUUGCUACGAAUAAUAAUAUGAUAAGGCCUGCCGUUGGAUCUACAAACUCGUACUAUCAUCCACCUCUGCAUCAUCGUAACACAUGUGAUAAUCGAUCACGUCCUCAUUCCCAAAAAAGUGGAAAACAACAUAUAAGCUACGCUCAACGUCAUCACAAUAGUCCAACCACAGUUGUAAAGGGUAAAGCUAAUGGGAAGGCAGAUAUUUGCGCACAGUGCGGGAAACAAUUCACAAGACCUAGCGCUCUGCGUACGCAUAUGUUGGUACAUUCUGGCGAUAAGCCUUUCGAAUGCACAUGGGAAGGCUGCAACAAAAAAUUCAAUGUUAAGAGUAAUCUCAUAAGGCAUCUGAAGCUUCACAAGUAA